AUGGAUAAAUCAUUCACAAUUGUUUUAAAGCUAGGUUCAUCCUCGUUGGUAGACGAGACUACUAAGGAACCCAAACUAUCAACUAUGUCACUUAUUGUAGAGACUGUUGUUAAAUUGAGGCGCAUGGGCCAUAAGGUUAUCUUAGUUUCUUCUGGUGGAAUAGCAGUUGGUAUGAAGACCAUGGGUUUGAAUAAGAAGCCAAAACGGCUUUCGAAGUUACAAGCAGUUGCAGCUGUGGGACAAGGAAGGUUAAUUGGUCGGUGGGAUUCGUUGUUCAGGUUCUUUGAUCAGAGAAUAGCUCAAAUACUGGUUACAAGAAAUGAUAUAUUAGAUUGGGGACAAUACAAGAACGCCCAAAACACUAUUCGCGAACUCCUUCAGAUGGGAACUGUGCCAAUUGUGAAUGAGAAUGAUACCUUGUCAAUUCGGGAGAUAAAAUUUGGUGAUAAUGAUACGUUGAGUGCAAUUACUGCGGUACUUGCAGGUGCUGAUUACCUAUUUUUGUUGACGGAUGUUGAAUGUCUCUACACUGAUAAUCCGAGAACAAACCCUGAGGCCAAACCAAUAUUAGUUGUUCCAGACUUAUCGAAGGGAUUGCCAGGCGUUAACACUUCUGGUGGUUCUGGGUCUGACGUCGGUACAGGUGGUAUGUCUACGAAGCUAAUAGCGGCUGAACUUGCUACCAAUGCCAGUGUCCAUACUAUAAUUAUGAGCAGUGAAACGCCUUCUAACAUUUAUAAAAUUGUUGCGUUUAUGCAAACUAGAGUUCAAGAAGUUCAGGAUGUCGCCGAUGAUCUGGAACGACUUCAGCUAGAAGAACUAAACGUGUUGGCAGAAAACGAUGUCCCGAUGCAUACUAGAUUCAUUGCAAAUGAAAACCAAAAUCAUCUAAAAGAGAGGGAAUUUUGGAUGUUGCAUGGUCUAGUAAGCCAAGGUGCAAUCAUUAUCGAUUCAGGCGCUUACAAGGCUUUAACUCGUAAGAAUAAAGCAGGUCUACUGCCUGCCGGCAUGAUUGCUGUAGAAGGUAAUUUCCACGAAUUGCAAGCUGUGGAUUUAAAAUUAGGAAAACGGGGGAAAGAUGGUGAAUUGGAUCCCAAUGUUCCACUGCAAAUUGUCGGCAGGGCCCGUUGCAAUUACACCAGUAUUGAACUAGAUAAAAUCAAAGGAUUGAAAAGCAACGAAAUCGAGCUAGCGUUAGGGUACGCAGAUAGCGAAUAUGUUGCACACAGGCAUAACCUAGCAUUCCCGCCACACUAA
Eremothecium cymbalariae DBVPG#7215 is the source of this 1257-nucleotide messenger RNA. It is a transcript of the gene PRO1, whose product is annotated as glutamate 5-kinase. Gene Ontology annotation, cellular component: cytoplasm; cytosol. The transcript has a single exon. The record is from RefSeq and is a predicted model, not a curated record. NCBI's taxonomy places the organism in Eukaryota, Fungi, Ascomycota, Saccharomycetes, Saccharomycetales, Saccharomycetaceae. The coding region runs from base 1 to 1257 and encodes 418 amino acids. Gene Ontology annotation, molecular function: RNA binding; ATP binding; glutamate 5-kinase activity.